Messenger RNA from Contarinia nasturtii (swede midge), 866 nucleotides. RefSeq lists its product as uncharacterized. The coding region runs from base 133 to 738 and encodes 201 amino acids. The record is from RefSeq and is a predicted model, not a curated record. NCBI's taxonomy places the organism in Eukaryota, Metazoa, Arthropoda, Insecta, Diptera, Cecidomyiidae. The transcript is spliced from 4 exons.
AUUCAUUCAUUUCACAGCUUUCAAACCAUUGGAUUUAUUCAGUUUUUGGACAAUUGAAGUCACAGUUUGACACAGUGAUCUGAUUGUAAAAAUCAAUAAUUUAACGAAAAUCAAACGAGACAAAUUCGCAAAAUGAAUUCGAUUCAAGUAUUCGGUGUAAUUCUAUUGGUCGUGUCAUUAGUGCAGUGUGAACCGCCAAAGCAAAAUAUUCAACCAAAUGUUGAUCCAAAGUGCUUAGUGCCACCACCAAACGAUGUCGAUCCAAUGCAAUGCUGUAAAAUUCCCGAACUUUUGGAUCCAAAAUUAAUCGAAACAUGUGCAACGAAAGUUUAUGGACCCGAAUCCAAUCCAAGCAAUGGCCAAAACGAGCCACCAUUUGCUCCACACAUUAGAUGUGUCACCGAGUGCAUCUUGAAUGAAACUGGGAUCAUGAAGGAUCGAAUGUUCCAGCCGCAGAUGGCAUCUGAGCUGGCGAAAAAAGCAUUGGGCCCAAAAUCGGUUUGGAUGCCAGUUAUCGAAGAAUCACUUAAAACAUGCAACGAACAUGCAUCAAAAGCGAAAUUUGUCGAUCAUAAAGCGUGUGGACACAUGGGCGCUUUUAUAGUUGCAUGUCUUAAUACACAAUUAUUUAAGAAUUGCCCCGAAUCGGCCUGGAAUAAUGCUGGCAAAGGGUGUGCAGAACUACGCGAGACUACUAUGAAAUGUCCAGUUAUUGCUCCGAUACCCGCACAAGAUUAAUGGAACCUUACCAGUUGUGCGGCGAUAUUUCAGUAUGUUUGCAGCAUUCAAUCGAAUUAGUUGAUAAAUAAAACAAAACUUUGAGAAAUUAAAAUAAACAAUAUUCCGAGACAUAUUAAGAAGAAGAU